Messenger RNA from Striga asiatica, 4172 nucleotides. The record is from the annotation of a GenBank genome assembly. Lineage: Eukaryota; Viridiplantae; Streptophyta; Magnoliopsida; Lamiales; Orobanchaceae.
GGAUGGUCAUUGGGCUUUAUGUCUAGUGAAUCAAACCAUACACAGCCCAAUAUUAACCCACCCCACAGAAAACCUCAACUGCUCAACAGUUCGGAACCUUCUCUCUUCACUCUCCCUGUAACUUCUUCAAUGGCGACCGAGAACAAAUCCGAGGCAAGCAACUGCAACAAAAAUAACAAGAAAAGAAAGAAUUACCUGCCUUACAAUAAGCCAAUCGAAAAGGGAUCUUACCCCUUACGUCCUGGCGUUGAGGGGUUCUUUAUAACGUGUGAUGGUGGGAGAGAACGCCAAGCUUCGCAUGAAGCCAUCAAUGUUAUCGACUCUUUUUACAAAGAGCUUAUGGAGGGUACAGAGCCGAAAGCUGGACAUGAGGGGCUAUCUGGAAAGCCUGUGAACAAAAUAACAAAGUUUUCGUACUCAGAUUCAUCCAGUAGUGAAAAAGAGGAGGAUGAAAUUACAGAGGGUGAUGAGGCUGAUAACAAAAAUAUUGUUACGUCAAGUGGCUAUGGAACUGAAAAGAGUGGGGCUGAAAUUAAAGAUGAUGUGUCACUUGAGAAAACAGCACAGGAAGAGAAAGAGAAACUAGCUGAUGUUCGUGAAAAAACAGAAAUGGAAGCUGAAGAACCACCUGUAAAGAGCCAAUGUGUAGAAGAUAAAUCUGUUGAUAGGCUAAUUGAGGCUGAGCUAGCCGAAUUGGGAGAUAAGAGCAAGAGGCGUUUUACUAAGCUCGACACAGGAUGUAAUGGUGUUGUCUUUAUUCAAAUGCACAAGAGAGAGAGAGAUCCAAGCCCAAAGGACAUUGUCCAACAUGAUGACUUCUCUUGCUUCAACCAAGAAACACAUAUCCAGGAGGAAAUCAAGCGGGCCAUACAGCCUCUGAUUGAGAAGCAUUUUCCAGUCGAAACUGAGGCCCCGCAAAAUGUCCACCACGAAUCCCGCGAGCCGGGUGUUCGGGCCCGGGCCCCCGAACAAUUUGGCGGCCUCGUUUUGGACGUGAUCCUUGUGGCUCUCGAUGAAUUUGGAAGGAUGAUAAGGGCCCGACGGGGGCUCGGCACGCAAGAUGUCGACGAAGCGGAUCCUGGGGCUGGAUUCGAGGGUGGGACGAGGGAAGUUGUGCUUGUGCAUUCUGAAAAUCAGCUGCAAGCUUGGUCUGGUAUGGCGUUUCGCUGCCAGCCAUUUCAGGGAUUUCUCAUUGAAGGAGCAAAGGUGCCUUUGGUGAGGCUAUGUCUGAAGAAGAUCAGCGAGCCCUGUGCCGAAUUGGCGGAGGAAAACGUGGCCUCCUUAAUUGAGGAAAAGAAGGAAACUGAAACCACCAUCGUUGAACUAAAGGAGGAGCCACGUUUUCCUCAAUUUAGUUCAACGAUGCCUCACCCUCCAUCUCAGCCAAGAGUGAUUUGUUCUCUUGGAUCCGUUUCAAGAUUACCCACUUCAACACCAAACACCAAGCUCUUCGAACAGAUCUGGCUCAGGAGCUGUGCAGAGGCACCUGCCUCUUGCUCCUUGCUCCUACAGAUAUUAAAAAAACAAAAUCAACUUUAUAAAACUAAAGGCACCGCUGCACUAGUUAUCAACAUAAUACCAGUAGGGUAUUUAACCUUCAAUGAGAAAUCCCUGAAAUGGCCAGCAGCGAAACGCCCUACUAGACCAAGCUUGCAGCUAAUUCUCAGAAUGCACAAGCACAACUUUCCUCGUCCCACCUUCACAAAAGAAAUGAAAAUGAAACGAGUCCAAACACGAGUCGUUCCAUCUCUGCAUAAAGUUGAAUUAACAGUGACAUUCGCGUUAGAACGCGGGUUUAAAAGAAGCAUCACGUACAACUUCACGAACGAUGAUGGUAUUGAGGGCGAGUUCAUGGAGCACGCCAAGAAACACGAGUUUGGCGACAUCCAAUGGUACCCGUCAAGACGUAUCGCAAUUUACAGAUACGACAAUCGUCUUCCUUUGAAUGCAAAAAGCAGCGGAGGAAACCCGAGAUGCGAAGGCCAAAUGCCUACUCGCGACCUCCUUCCUCGCGUACAAACGUACAAGAAACUGACGGCCAACGGCCUAAAAAACAACAAACUAAUCUUCAACGGCUACCCGGUCAUCGGUCACCAAGCCCAAAUGCAAACCUUGGGCUCGUGCCUAUACUCUCCCGAGACAAUCAAGUCCGCCGCGUGUUCUUGGGACCCGAGAAUCAAUGGCCUAUUCUUCUUCGAGUCGACCGCCAUAUUCCAACCUUCGAAAUUCGCCAACUUCAUACGCGGCGUGAGAAAACUGCGCGACCUAAAUCUCGACAACUUUUGCGGCCUCGACAUGUACAAUGGUUUAUUGAUACGCUUCGUGAAGAAAUCCACGGCAUACUUAGGGCAAGACGAGGACUCGGUUGCGGUCGAUUUCAACUACUUCAUGGCCGACACAAAGUCGACCCCGAGGUUGAAUCAAGACGUUUACGAAGAAAUCGAGCAAAUGGCGUUUUUCAAGUAUGGGGCCAAGCCGCAUUGGGCCAAGAAUAGGAACGUCGCAUUUAUUGAUGUGAGGAGAAAGUACGCGGGCUUCGGGAAGUUUUUGAAGGCUAAGAAAAUGCUCGACCCGGAAAAUGUGUUCUCGGGCGGGUGGUCGGACGAGAUAUUGUUCGGGGAAAACGGUUUUUUGGAGAGUGGUGAUGGGUGUGCUUUGGAAGGUGGGUGUGUUUGCUCCGAGGAUAGGCAUUGUAGCCCUAAGGAUGGGUAUUUUUGCAGGCGUGGGCUUGUUUAUGGUGAAGCUCGGAUAUUCUUCUUCAUCAACGGACUAAAGGAAAGUCAUUACAAGAGUGUGAAUCAAACCAUACACAAGCCCAAUAUUAACCCACCCCACAGUAAACCUCAACUGCUCAACAGUUCGAAAGCUUCUCUCUUCACUCUCCGUGUAACUCCUUCAAUGGCGACCGAGAACAAAUCCAAGGCAAGCAACUGCAACAAAAAUAACAAGAAAAGAAAGAAUUACCUGCCUCACAAUAAGCCAAUCAAAAAGGGAUCUUACCCCUUACGUCCUGGCGUUGAGGGGUUCUUCAUAACGUGUGAUGGUGGGAGAGAACGCCAAGCUUCGCAUGAAGCCAUCAAUGUUAUCGACUCUUUUUACGAAGAGCUUAUGGAGGGUAGCGAACCAAAAGCUGGACAUGACGAGCUAUCUGGAAAGCCUGUGAACAAAAUAACAAAGUUCUCGUACUCAGAUUCAUCCAGUGAUGAAAAAGAUGAGGAUGAAGUUACAGAGGGCGAUGAGGCUGAUAACAAAAAUAUUGUUAUGUCAAGUGGCGAUGGAAAUGAAAAGAAUGGGGCUGAAAUUAAAGAUGAUGUGUCCCUUGAGAAAACAGCACAGGAAGAGAAAGAGAAAGUAGCUGAUGUUCGUGAAAAAACAGAAAUAGAAGCUGUGGAACCACCUGUAAAGAGACAGUGUGUUGAAGAUAAAUCUGUUGAUAGGCUAAUUGAGGCUGAGCUAGCCGAAUUAGGAGAUAAGAGCAAGAGGCGUUUUAGUAAGCUCGACACAGGAUGUAAUGGUGUUGUCUUUAUUCAAAUGCACAAGAGAGAGAGAGAUCCAAGCCCAAAGGAAAUUGUCCAACAUAUGAUGACUUCUCUUGCUUCAACCAAGAAACACAUAUCCAGGUUUCUGUUGAGAGUGCUUCCAGUUGAAGUAUCAUGCUACACGUCGGAGGAGGAAAUCAAACGAGCCAUAAAGCCUCUGAUUGAGAAGCAUUUUCCAGUCGAAACUGAGGCCCCGCGUAAGUUUGCAGUGUUGUAUGAUGCUCGCGCAAAUACUGGUGUUGAUCGGGCCAAAAUUAUUGACACUGUUGCCAAGACCACUGUGUGCUUGAUUGGAGUAGUGGAGAAGUACAAAGAAUUGGCCAAGUACAACUUGAGGCAGCUGAGCUCGUGAAAGCAGUAAAUUUAGCUUUGGGAACUUCUCGAAUAUUUCUAGGAGUACUGUGUUUUUCUUUUUACCAACCACUGCUUUUUUAUUUUCUCCUACACUAUCUUCUCUAGAGACAAGAUUGUUGAUUUCAGUGUGUUUGAGAGCAGAUUUUAUAUUCUCAGUAUUCCUAUUCGAUGCAAUUUUAUUUCAACAUGCAUCAGUGUUUGCAAAACUUUUAUUGCAAUUUGAAAUUUAUGUUUGUAGUGUACUUUUUGUCUGGUAUGACUUAUUAAAUUAUAUCCUGA